AUGGCACGGCUUAAAACAUUAAAAGAGAUUGUUUAUCUGUUUAUUGUCUUAUUUGCUUCAUGGAACGGUCUGGCGUAUGCAAACGAAAAAAAUGGAAACAAAAUCUUCGACAAAAAAACAGAACAAACACAAGAACAAAAUCAAACGACUUUAACAUCAAGAGAAACCACAGCUUUAGCGGAAGCUGUAGCAACAAUGACAACAACUGAACUGAUGGUCACCGCCAAUAUAACUAGAUGCCCCCUUAUCAUUGUCACUCCUGGGUUUAUCUCAGAAUAUUUCGGAUCUUCCGCUUCAUUUAUUGGCUAUGUUGAGUCGUAUUCUGAUCGAGCUCUCCUGUCAAAAUGGCUGAAAAUAAAAUCAGAUGUAACCGAAAUCGUUGAUAUCAACAGGAUCAAAUAUACUGGAAGUAGAACGUAUCCGUAUCCAAUACUAACGAUCAAUGAUGUGAAUUUUCAAGACGACGUAGACUAUCAACUUCAAGUUCAAAUUGUAGGGGGACUGUGCCAAAGUAAUGUAGUCAAUCUAGAAGUUAAAGGAAGAAACAACUUAAGAGCAAUAUAUAGAGGAUCCGAGAUUACUACAACUUUAAUCACGACCUGGUGGAAUCAUCCUAAGGUAGACUCCCACCUAAUCCAGUCCUUUACUGCAGAACUGACAGAAAAUGGGCUGACUCUCAACAUGACCGAAGCUGUCGGGAAUAACACAAACUGCACCUUUUCUUCUAACUUUCUGCCUGGUUAUCUGUAUUAUUUACGAAUCAUCUCUAACGUUUUACUUAGCGACCCUACGGAAACAAUAGCUGUAACAAACACAAUACCUUUGGUUGUUGAUCCUUUGCCUCCAGGCCAUAUUUUAAAGAAUACAAGCAAUCUACACCCAGACCAUCUAUACCUUAAAUGGAUCCCUCCAAACCAUGGGGCUCAUGUCAACAGAUACAGCAUUUCUGUGAAUGGAAGAACUGAUUCAUCGUCUUCAAAUGGGAUUUCCUGGACAUCUAAACUAGAGCCUGGAACAAACUACAAUGUCAGUUUGACUUCAAUCUGCUGGUACCCUCAAAGUUUUCAGAAAGCGUCUGUUCCAUAUAUUGAACAGAUAGAAACACUGCGCACUCCCAAAAUAGAUCUCAAGCCACUACGUCUGGAUAUACCAUUUCUUUCAAGUGUUACGAUAAAUGCCUCGGUUCGAAAUAUUUCUGGAUUUCCACCAACUACGGAGAUAAAAUGGAGAAGAAAUAGUGUGGACAUUAACAUAACAGAUUCCAGAUAUAAAGGAAGUACCCUUCACCUGCACAGUCCUAAUCUGGUUAUUAACAGAGUUGAUUUUUACAAUGAACACAAAUCCAAAUAUGACUGCAUGGCGCGCAACUCCGAAGGAUGGGGAACAAGCGAUUAUGCUUACAUGACUCUGUAUGGAAGUCUUAAGUUUUUGGAGUCAUGUAAUGAGAGUCGUGAAUGUAUACCAAAUAAAAACUACGUGUGUCGAUCCAACAUCUGUCUUUGUUCUGAUUCCUAUUACCACGAGAACUCUAUUUGCCAUCACCGUAGCAGAUUGCAAGUUAAUAUACAAAGAGUACAGAAAACACAGUGUAAAACAUCAGUGCAAUGGGAAAAACCGUUACAAGACAGUCAUCUCAUCUCUGGAUAUGUGAUCAAUUUGCAGGCUCAUAGAUCGAACAGAUGGUUGACAGAGGAGACAAAAUAUAUGGGAAAUGCAACUGAAUAUAGUACCCCAUGUAAACUACAACCAGGGCGCCUAUACAGAUUUAACAUCCAAUCGAAAGUUUCGCUCAGACAUCCUGCUGAAAAUAUCAGUGUUGAUACACAUUCACCUAAUAUAAUAAUAGAACCUCUGUCACCUAGAAAAUUGGAUCGCGAUAAAAGCAAUUUUUCCUCUCAACAUCUUUACUUAAAAUGGAAGAAACCUGCAGAUAACACCUUUCUGAGUCACUACCUGGUUGUCAUCAAUGGUCACGAACAACAGACGUUGGGUAACUAUCCGGAGGUCUACUGGAGGAAGGGUCUGGUGCCAGGAGCGAUGUACAACGUGACAAUUACAGCAGUCAGUCAUGGAGAUAUCAUGGGUGGACCUUGGCUUGGAACUGCUAAAAGUAAACCAUACAUAGACUGGAUUGAGGUAGAUCAAAUUAAAGGAGGAUAUGCAUAUAUGCCUUAUGGAGAAAGAGAUAAUGUUUUCUACGGUGAUGAUGUCUCCAGUCCUUAUCUUAAAUCUCCGAUGACAAUCUAUGCCAUGGAUGGAUCAGAACGUGGAUUCAACUACGUAGUUAUUGGCUCAAACGGUGUCAUAGGACUUGGAGAGGACUUCAACUGGUUCAAUGCACAUAUUCUACAUUCCUCAAGACUGAAAAAUAGACAAAUUAUUUGUCCCUUUUGGACCGAUUUACAAACAACAGGAACAGCAAGUGGUAUUUACUACAACACUUACCAAAGGGGAAAGGAUGCCGAAGAUACUCUUUUCCUGAACAAAGCAAAUGAAAUGAUAAGAAUACAGUUUCCAGAUUUCCACGAUUUUGAGGCGUCAUGGCUGGUCAAAGUUACUUGGGAAAACAUGACUUUAUAUGGAUAUCAUUCACAGGUUAUUGUGACAUUCCAAUGUCUCCUGAUUACAGAUGGCGUCAGCACUUUUACAGUCAUAAAUUAUAUAGAUGUCAACCUUAAACCAAUCAAAAGAUUGAAAAUUAUUGUUGGAUAUCGCUUUCAGAAAAUAUUUACGAAGAAUAUUCUUUCAAACAAACAUUCUGCUUUUCAAAUGAGUCAAUAUCCAGGAAAUAGAGGUGUGCCAGGAUUCUGGAUUUAUAAGAUGACCAUAGGAAGACCAUUGAAAAAGGAUGAUAAAGUAUGCUAUGACUGGUAUAUAAAAAACAAAGAAACGGGGAUCAAAGACCAACUGUCACCUGUACUAAGUCAAAUCCGGUGUCCAUGUGACAUUCGUUUGCUUAGAUUCGAUCCACGAUACGUCAUUAACAGAUUCGACAGGAAAUAUCGUGUUCUUUGCUAUGCAUCCAUGAUUGUUGGUAGAAAUGCUGAGUGCUGUUACAGAUUACAUCGAAGAAUAGAUAAUUUAAGUGUUCUUGAGCGAUCUCUUCCUGCAGUUGGGACACUGUUACAAUACAAUCCUUUCUUUGAGCGGCAUCUUUACAUAAAAAAUGACCUGAAACCAAGAGAGGCAUGUACUAAAUCUCGGCAUUUUAAAUGGUUUUAUGAAGUGCGGCCAAUUCCAGGUUGCUAUCGGAGGUCACCUUUUCGACCAGGAAUAAACUCUGGUGACCCUCACAUCAGAACACUUGAUGGAAAACAAUACACCUUCAAUGGUCACGGGGAAUACGUGAUGAUGGAAAUAACAAAAGAUGGUACCAGAUUCGACUUUCAGGCAAGAACGGAACCGGCAACAACAUCGAAUGGAACUGUCAUCAAUGCUACAGUAUUCAGUGCUUUCGUGGCUCAAGACCAAACUGGAUCCAAAGUACAAAUAGAAAUGUCAUCCAACAAACAAGAUUUAAUAAUCAGAGGAAAUGGAAAUGACCUGACUACAAGAUUUCAGAAUACAAAUUACACUUACCUUACACAAAAUUUAUCCAUUCGUUGGGAAAAUAAAUCCAUAUUAGCAUCUUUUUUCCAGUCUUCAAUAAUUCUAAAAAUCCGACUUGGAGUACGAUUUUUGAUUUCGGAGGUUGUGGUUGAUGAUACGUACAGUGGAUUUGUCAAGGGAUUAAUGGGUAAUUUUGAUGGGAAUGCUACAAACGACUUCAUUCUCCCAAAUGGAACCAUUUUAAGUGAGAAUGCAACAAGAACAGAACGGGACAUUUUCUACAAUUUUGGACAGCAAUGGUCUGUCAAAGACAAAUCUAUAUUCUAUUACGAUGAGGGCCUAAAUCAUGAGAAUUUUUCACAUCCGGAAUUUGAACCUUUAUUCAUGGAUGAAGUAGAUGAAGAGGAGCUUAAUUCGGCUAAAGAAAUUUGUGGGACAAGCCCAUCUCAAGCCUGCAUUUUUGACUUUCUUGCAACAGGAGAUAUAAGUGUAGCUAUGUCAUCUGCCAACGAAGAAGCUAAAUCUUUAAACGACAUCGCCAUUGUAGAAAAUGAAAUUCCAAGUAUACAUGGGAACACGACAAUUAAUGCUGAGGUUAAUAACGAACUUACCUUAAGAUUUAACGCAUCUGAUGACGGUAAAGAAAGACCAAUGUUCAAAGUCCUAAAACAACCAGAAGGAUUUAGCUUCAACACAACAACUGGAGUAGCGACGUGGACUCCUCUAAAUACAAAUGUAUCAGAAAUAAGUGUUAGUGUUGUCGAUGAUAUGGGGGUUGAAUCACCAUCUCUAGAUGUUACAAUUAUACUGUGUAGUGGAUGCAGUAAUAAGGGCCAAUGUGACUAUGAAAACGUCUUAACAACAGAAAAUGCUCUCAGUUAUAAGGCUGAUUGUAUUUGCAACAUCGGGUAUUCCGGAGAGAAUUGUGAACAAGACAUAGAUGCUUGUGUUCAGAGUCCGUGCUCUCUAGAUAGAAACUGUACCGACCUUACUCCUGCUGAAGAAGUCAUUUUGGGUCGAGGAUACAACUGCUCAGAGUGCCCACCUGGCUAUGUGGAUGUUGACACUAAAUGUGCAGAUGUUGAUGAGUGUGCAUCUGUGUUCACCAACAGAUGCAAUGUUUCUACCGAAAUGUGUGAAAAUACUGACGGAAGUUACAUAUGUCAUUGUUUGAAUGGUUAUAGGAAAAUAGACGACAUUUGUAGAGACAUUGACGAGUGUCUUGACGGCACGUCAGACUGUGAACAAAUAUGUCGAAAUACACAGGGUUCGUUUCAUUGUGAUUGCCACUUAGGAUUUAUCUUAAAUACCGACAAAUCAUCGUGUAUUAAAUCAGAAGACAACCUCUGUGAAAACUUUGAAAUGUGUGAAUACACAUGUGGAAAUGCUUCAGGAACUUUUAAGUGUGUGUGUCCGCUAGGAUACGAAUUAGCAUCUAAUGGCAUAAACUGUAAAGAUAUAAAUGAAUGCGAACUUGCAACUACGGCAUGUGCUCAAGAUUGUAUCAACACUAAAGGAUCAUUUAAUUGUACCUGUCGACCAGGAUAUUUCUUAAAUGAGGAUAAAACGUCAUGUUCAGAGUGUGAGAUCCCUUCUUGUGGUGAGAACUGUAGUAAACUAUGUGAAUGUGGUUCUGGUGGAGACAGGUGUGAUCCAGUCAGUGGAUGUGUCUGUCUAUCAGGGUGGACAGGUGUGAAAUGUGACAAAGACAUUGACGAAUGCUUAGUGGAUCCAUUUAUAUGUGGUUCUGACCGAGUAUGCCAGAAUCUUGAAGGUUCAUACUCGUGCAUUUGUGGGGAAGGUUUUGAUAUUAAUGGUGAUAAAUGUGAAGAUACUGACGAGUGUUCUGACGAGAGCCUAUAUGAUUGCCCAGAAUUUACAUUUUGUGUCAAUACAAAUGGUAAUUACACAUGUGAAUGCCAGAGUGGAUUUCAACUUAUAAACGACGAAUGCAAAGAUAUAAAUGAAUGUGAGACUGGACGUCAUGACUGUUCCCAACUGUGUAUCAAUGUAGAUGGUGAUUAUAAUUGCGCAUGUCAUCCUGGAUUCAAUCUUCAAAACGAUCGUAAAAUGUGUGAAAAAGUUAAGGACAUAUGUUCCCUUUCUCCGGGCAUAAACUGUAGUUACGGUUGCAUCCAAAGUGUACAGGACCAAACGGAAGCUAUUUGUUUCUGUGAAAAAGGCUACAAACUUGAUAGUGACAUGACAACGUGCAUUGACAUUGAUGAGUGCAAAAAGAAUUCUACGUGUGACCAUAACUGUACAAAUACGGUAGGGUCUUUUGAAUGUGGAUGUGAUAUUGGAUAUGAGCUUCAAAAUGAUCGAAUAUCAUGUAAAGCUUGCAAUGGGUAUUUCUACGGUAAGGAUUGCAACACGCCAUGUAAAUGUGGUCGGGGCUCCACUGCCUGUCACCAUAUAAAUGGUUGUGUCUGUCAACCAGGGUGGACAGGGGAAACUUGUGAAACAGAUAUUGACGAAUGUAAACUGAACCCACGCAUUGGUGAACAUGAGCUCUGUCUCAACACCCCAGGGUCAUACCGAUGUGAUUGUGUUACGGGUUUUAACAAAUCAGAAGGAAAAUGUUCAGACAUUGAUGAAUGUAAGGAUCCAACAUCAUGUCAACAGAUAUGUAUAAAUACAAAUGGAAGUUAUCAAUGCGACUGUGGCAAUGGUUUUAAGUUAACAAAUGACAAAUACUGUGUAGACAUCAAUGAAUGCCUUGAUACAAGAUGUCAUGACUGCAAUAACUGGCCUGGAGAUUUCAAAUGUUUGUGCAACCAGGGUUACAAAGUCAACAUAACAACCCAUAAAGAAUGUCAUAAUAUUGAUGAAUGUGCUGAUGGAAGUAACCAAUGUUCUUCCGAUGCUAUAUGCACCGAUACAGUUGGGAGUUAUUUGUGUAAAUGUCCCCGAGGAUUUAAAGGGAACGGAUUCACUUGCCAAGUUUGCCAGAACUAUACAUUUGGUGAACAGUGCUCCCAAGUAUGUACAUGUGUAACCAACCAAACAGAGGUAUGUAAUGCCUCCACUGGUUUUUGCCAGUGUAUUACAGGAUGGGAAGGGAGCGAUUGUUCAAAGGAUGUGGAUGAAUGCAAAGAUAAAAUAACUCAGUGUGACAAAGAGUUACAGCAAGCAUGUGUCAAUACUCCUGGCUCCUCCCACUGUGAAUGUCGUUUUGGAGGAUCAGACCUUAAUAAAUGUGUUUAUCCAGAAUCAACUUACAGUACAAAUGAGACAGAAAUGAAAAUAAGAGUUGAGGUAGAGUUUGCCACCAAUACAAGCCGUCAGGAAUUUCUUCUGAAAAGUCAAGAACUGCUACAAGAAUUCCAAUUAUCCCUGGAAAGUUAUUACAAGAAAGAAAACGUUACCGGAUAUCUUGUUCUUAAAGUCCUAUCUAUUCGAUUUGGAAGUUUGAUUGUUGAUUAUGAAAUAAUUGGCAAUAAGAGUGAAUCAGAUGACUUUAAAAGCGACCUUGCAUCUAGCAUGUCAAAACUGUUAAGUGGAGACAGAACGCUCCUUGUGCUGAAUCAAACACCAGCUAUCAUGAAUAUCUUUAUAAAAGAUCUAAAUGGCACAUCCAUGAAAUACAUUUCAUCUGUCGACAAGCCAUGUUUCGUGUUUGAAAGUUUUGGUGGCACCUGUCUUUUGGGGAAAACAUGUGACGACUCCUCCGGAGAGGCAACUUGUGUGAAAAAUUCAUCGAAUGAAAACUUACCCAUUUUGCUAAUCGUUAUUGGAGCAAGUUGUGGAUCCUUGUGCCUAAUAAUACUUGCAGCUUGUGUCUGUUGGAAAUACCAAAAGAAGUAUGCCGAUCAAACUAAAGUAUUUGAUAUCUCUGAAACAAACUUAAAAGUCAGUGAAAACAUGAGGUCCCCGGACUCGUGGAGGAAAGCGAAACGUGAACCCUUGGAAAGAAACGUUGUUAAAUCGGCAUGGAAACUUGUCGACAUGGAAUCGAUCUGAUGACACUAGACUGGAAAGAUCUACAGAUGCUUUGAAAAAUUAUUUACUGAUACUUAAUACGAACACCAGUUCAUAGACUUGACUUGACUAAUUCAUAAUAGCAAAAGUUUAUAAUUUUUUAUAUAUAAAUAUUUUACAGUAAUUUUCUCCUUUUCAUGUUUUAGUUUUUAAUUCUUGUUAAAUAUGGCAUAACCCCUUUAUUUAUUGUGUUUUAUUGUACCUAACAUUACAUUCAUUGUUUGUAUAU
Saccostrea cuccullata (small rock oyster) is the source of this 7759-nucleotide messenger RNA. RefSeq lists its product as uncharacterized. Gene Ontology annotation, molecular function: protein binding; calcium ion binding. NCBI's taxonomy places the organism in Eukaryota, Metazoa, Mollusca, Bivalvia, Ostreida, Ostreidae. The transcript has 43 exons. The coding region runs from base 1 to 7512 and encodes 2503 amino acids. Gene Ontology annotation, biological process: cell-matrix adhesion. The record is from RefSeq and is a predicted model, not a curated record.